Scutellospora calospora is the source of this 200-nucleotide messenger RNA. NCBI's taxonomy places the organism in Eukaryota, Fungi, Glomeromycota, Glomeromycetes, Diversisporales, Gigasporaceae. The record is from the annotation of a GenBank genome assembly.
UCAAAAUGACAUGUUUUCGUGAACUUGGUAAAACUGGUGUUAAAAUCCUAGUUAUUGGACUUGGAUGUAUGGGAAUGAGUGACUUUUAUGGACCAGCUGAUGAGGCAGAAAAGUUAAAAGUAUUAAACCACGCACUCGACAUAAAAUGUGUCUUUUGGGAUACAGCAGUAGGUGUAAUUUUAACCAUGCUGCAUAGUUAG